AUGGUCAAAUUUACUUCAAUUGCCCUCGCCGUCGUGGGCGCGAUGGCUUCUCUUGUGGCUGCGGACAAUUGCCAGACCGGUCUCCAGUACUGCGGCUACGUCCUCUUGAGGAAAGGAAACUAUUAUGCCCAAAUCGUUCAAGCGUUGCACCAAGCGAAGCUGCCGACCGACCCACGGCACGUCCAGAAUACUCUUUUCCAAUGCAUUGGUGGACCGAACGGCGAAAUCAAGGUUAUCAAAUUCUGCGGAGCGGCUUGCCAUGAUGGAGGCAACAAUCACAGCGAUACUUGCUGA
Molecule: messenger RNA, 294 nt
Organism: Coccidioides posadasii C735 delta SOWgp
Lineage: Eukaryota; Fungi; Ascomycota; Eurotiomycetes; Onygenales; Onygenaceae
Source: RefSeq, a predicted model, not a curated record